CGCCGGGCCCCGCCGCCGGGAAAGGCCCGGGCUCACAGGACCAGGAAAAUGCACAUACGCAGAUGUCGGAUGAGGACAGAGGAUUUGGUUCAGCUGUAAUUAAUCUUUAUAGAUUAAUGGCUGCCAUGUCAAACGGGAUUCCCAUUCCUGAUUGCUAUUGAGUGACCUCUUCUGCAAAGUGUACCUGUCAGGGUGUUAAAUGGCUGAUCUCUGAUGGUCAUGUGUCUGCCCUUCCACGGUCAAACACCCUGAAUAAUGGCUGAUUGAUUGAAUGAGCGAACACAGAGCUGCUGGCCCCACGGAACUGCAUGCUAGCAGAAACCUUAAGAGGAAGGGUAAAACCCUUUUCCUUCUGCGGCCAAGUGGGCAGCUUUCAAAGCAGAUCUCUGGAUCACUGCACAGACCAGUUAUCAGGCGCGAGGAUCUGAAAUGCAGAAGGAAUUUGCUGAAAUGCACUCGGGGACUAGCCAGCAACAUUCUCUGGCACUAAAUGGAUCUAUUGGAGAAAGUGCAAUGCUACACCCAGUUGGGACUCCUGACUACAGACCACAAUGUUCCAAGGAAGGAGAGGUUCAAAUUCAGAUGGAUGCAUCUGAAGAGCCAAGCAAUAGACGUGGGUCAGGUGGCGCACGCUCAAACUCUUCUCAUUCACAUUCUCACUCUCACUCUCAUUCUCACUCUCACUCCAGAGAAGGCCCUGCUGGAGAAAGACCUGAACCAGAAGACGGGGAACCUAGAAACUCUUUCUCAGAACUUCGGUACAUCCUUCGGUGGCUUCAGAAGAGUUUGCCGUACAUUCUUAUACUUUGCACCAAACUGGUGUUUCAGCAUUCACUCGGUAUUGCAGUUGGCGGUGGACUGUGUGUAACAUUUCUUUAUGCAAACAGGGCUAUUAUAAAUCAGGUCUUCCUGCAGGAGCGUCGCUCAUUAUUGCAGUGUGCUUGGUUGCUGGGAUUUUUAACAGGAUCUUCCCUUCUCCUCUACGACACUUUCCAGUCACAAUCACUUUACUACAGCUUGAUCUUUCUGCCUCCUAAUGUUGAUCCCAUUGGAUUUUGGGACGCGUUGUGGAUCGUGGGAAUCGCAGACUUCAUAUUGAAGUUUGUUUGUUUGGGGUUCAAGUGCCUUGUUCUCCUGGUGCCUUUACCUCUGAUGUCAUUCAAAUCUCGGGGUCAGUGGUACAUGAUCAUUGAAGAAGUGAGCCAAUUUCACCGUUCCUUCAUGCCUUUGCCAGUUUGGUUCCGAUACCUGAUUGGCAAUAAAGAAUCCGAAGGGUUUAUGAUCUGGACACUCGGCAUACUGCUAAGCUUGUUCUACCUCAUACUCAAGCUCCUCGAGGUGUAUGGACAGUGGAGCAGAUUCAGGAGCGCUCUACAAAGUUUUUUCCAUAAGCAGCUCUAUGGGAUAGCAGCCAGUCAGCACCAAUGCAGUGACGCUGGUGAGAUUUGUCCAAUCUGCCAGGCAGAGUUUAGAGAACCCGUUCUCCUAACCUGUCAGCACAUAUUCUGUGAGGAGUGCAUCUCGCUCUGGUUUAAUCGAGAGAAAACCUGUCCCCUAUGUCGGACUGUCAUCUUGGACCAUGUUCAGCCUUGGCGAGAUGGAGCAACCUCCACACAUUUACAGGUUUACUGACCAGCUUCUGGAAAGCAGUGGGAUAGAACGGACUUUAAUACAGAAGAAGAUUGAAGUUUUUUAAAAAAAUACUUUAGUAAUAAACUGUUCAAAAGCUUUAUUUUGUGAACCGGAGACAUUUGAUUUGAUCAGAAUAUUUUAAUUCAAUGUGUCUGCUGUUUUCAUUGUAAAAUACACUUGUGGUUAUUGUGGAGUCCUGUAGCUCAGUGGUUAGAGCACUCGCCUCGCAAGCGAGGACCUGGGUUUGAUUCCCAGGCAGUGUGAAACGUUGGGCAAGUUUCCUUACUCCACAUGCCUCUGUUUACCUAGCAAGAACCCGGUUGUUAGUGUAUUGGUGGAUUGCUUUUCUGGGGAUAAUAAUCCCUUCAAAAUAAAGUGUUUAAAACAAACUAUUAUUGAACUGUGCAUCUGCUUAGAGAUGCAACCUUUUGGAUUCUUUAGGAUCAGUCUUUACAUGAUCAGUCGAUUGCAAAAUAUCAGUACAAAAAGAGAGUGGAUUCAGAUCUUUGAUGAAUAAAAUCAGCAAAAAAAAAGCCAAAUCACUUGGGAGUCGCUUUCAGUUUAAGAGUAAGCACAAAUUAGUCAUAAAUAGUAGUUCAGUUUAUAUUGGUGGAGAUUAAGUCUCUCUUCACCUAUGUUGGAAACAUUAAUAAUUAUGAUAAACUAAAUAUUUUUACAGCAAUGUAUUGCUCAGUUUACCAAAAAUAGUGUGAAAAAUUCCUCCCGAUUUGACCUGACCAUCUGUGUAUUGCAGUGUUUGGUGUGGUAAACGUGACUGUCUAGAAAUUAUGUUGAUGCACAUCACAGGUGGUGUCCAUUACAAAGUCUAAAAAAUCUGGAGGUGUCACUUCCUUAACACAAAAUGCAGUAAUUGAGAGGUUGAAGUUCACAUUCACACAGAUAGCCAUCCAUGUCUUUUGAAUGAAAAUGUAAAAUAUUUAUGUUUAUCAAAAUAUUAUUUAUUGUUCUCAUUGUAAAAAUUAUUCACUCAAACCAAAAGCUACCGAAUUUUACAUUGGGAACUUGCUUGUGAUUAUGAAAAGGCCUAAUUAUAAAUGUGUUGGAAGAGAUUUGUUUGCCCGAAGUUCAAAGAGGGUACUUCUAUCUCCUCACAAAAUUCAGGUCUUCACACAAUAAGCAAAGCAUUUGAGUUGUUACCCUAUGUGAAAGAUACUAGUAGUUGUUGAAAGUCAAAUGGGCACCUGUGUAUAGAAGGAUAAGCAAUACAAGCAUGAAUAAUUCUGAACUGUUCACUCCCAUUCCCCCAAACAAUUUCUACCUCUGUGACAUUGAUUUUUAAAUGGUUUAAUUUGGAGGGGCACGAGGGCAUAAUCCAAAUGAAAUGAGUUACAAGUGGAAGUUAGUAAUUAAAUGUGUUAAGAUUUUGUGAAUUUAUUCUGAACAGUUAUUUGGUCGUUGGAGUAAAUGGUUGCAUUUGAUGAAUGUAUCGUUUUUAUUUCUGCCACCUCUUUGGCUUCAUCUGUACAAUUUCCAGACUUGAAAAAGAUGCAGAGACUUCCUGAACCCACGAUUACAGUAAUUUUACUUUUGCCUCAUUCUACAAAUCCCGUGCUUCACACAAAGGCCAUUUCUCCACUAUGUGAGGAAUUGAAUCAGGGUCAUAUUUAUCUGGUGUAAGAUGCUGAUGUUCUACACCAUUUUGUUAGAACUAUCAUAUUGAUUAUAUGCUCAUACAUACUUCUACACUUUUUGCGAACUAACCCUUUUUUGCAUGACAUUUCUGAAAACUUGCAGCUAAAGGUGUGAAAUCCCGCUGUUUUCCCACAGCUAAGAGAGCAAAAGAUCUUCUCUCAGGCCUUUGUCAACGCUGCUCUGAAACAGCAACUAACCUGAGUGGAAAGGUUUUCUCUAUUUUUCUUCCUCUCCUGGUGUCUCUCCUCUCAACAGCCAUUGAAUUCAUUGGCUUGUAGAAAGGAAAAAAAGCAAUUCUCUUUUUAACUACAGAUCACAAUAGCACAAACGGACUAGAUUUGUGACGUUAUUAAGGCUUUGGUUAAAGAUAUUAUGCAAUAAAUAGUAGUGUCUUAUAUCAAAAAAAUAGAAUGGUGGCGGGAAUUGGUAAAGUGUGACUUGUUUGGUGACCUGCGCAUGGGUGGUCAGCCAAUCUCAGUUGUGAUAAUCAUAAUGGUUUACAAUGCACCUCGAGGGAGGGGGAAAGAAUCAGCUGGGAUACCCUGUGAUGGUUUCAAUAAGUAUUCAUUAAUUACAGUAUGUCAAUGGUUAUGGAUUUCAAAUUGUUUUUGUGUGGAGACCAAGAACCGAUAAGGAAAAUAAUAAAUGAAUAUGCUGUCAUUUUCCAAUUGUUUUUAAAAUAAAUGAUUUAUCCAAUUACUUACCUUUAA
Molecule: messenger RNA, 3995 nt
Organism: Callorhinchus milii (elephant shark)
Lineage: Eukaryota; Metazoa; Chordata; Chondrichthyes; Chimaeriformes; Callorhinchidae
Gene: rnft1
Product: ring finger protein, transmembrane 1
Exons: 10
Coding region: 430-1632 (400 amino acids)
Biological process (GO): positive regulation of ERAD pathway
Cellular component (GO): endoplasmic reticulum
Molecular function (GO): ubiquitin protein ligase activity
Source: RefSeq, a predicted model, not a curated record